This is a messenger RNA of Microthlaspi erraticum, 1122 nucleotides long. NCBI's taxonomy places the organism in Eukaryota, Viridiplantae, Streptophyta, Magnoliopsida, Brassicales, Brassicaceae. The record is from the annotation of a GenBank genome assembly.
AUGGCUUCAAGGUUCUCAUCACUCACCAAUCUUGUGCUUCUCUCAGCAGCUGCGUUGCUUCUGGUCCACGCAAGUGCUCGCAAUUUGCAGCAAACUCAGGAUUUUCCUCUCCAUGGAGCAGCUACUUCUCCUACCAAUGCUGAGUCUCCAACCGUUACAGCUCCUCUCGACGACAGUAAGAAUUUCAUAUUCGGUGGUGCUGCCGGCGGAGUAGGCGGAUUCAUGGGAAUGCCAGGUGCUGGUGUUGGUGGUGGACCCGGUUUGACUUUGCCUCUCCCUUCCGGGACGCCGCUUCUUGGUGGGCUUGGUGGCUUGGGUGGUGCUAUGGGCCUUCCCGGUGAUGGACCGAUUGGUGGUGGUUCUUUCCCGGGCUCACGAGUUACGCCUCCAGGUGGAUUCAGAGACCAACCCAAGAGAGGUUUUGAAAGUGUUACAUACAUGCUACAAGGAGGAAUCAUUCACCAAGACUUCACUGGUUAUAAGGAUACAAUCCAUGAAGGAGAUGUUCAUUGGAGGAGAGCAGGAAGAGGAAUCAUUCUUUCAGAAAGGCCUGCAGAAGGAUUCACCAACGGCUUAACCAUUGGGAUCAACCUCCCUUCCACAUACAAAAUGAUUAAGCCAGCAAACCUAAAAAUAUCGAGUUGUAAUAUUCCGAGAGCUGAGAAAAAUGGAGUAGAGGUCAAAGUGAUAGCCGGAAGUUCAAUGGGAGUCCAAUCAACUUACCACACAAAAACACCAAUCAUGUUCCUUGACUUUACUCUCAAGCCAAGGUCUCUAACCAUCCAGACCGUUCCAGAGACGUGGUCCGCUUUCGCCUACGUUAUCGAAGGCGAUGAGGGCGUGUUUAGCUCCUUGGGCUCUUCCACGGUACACGCACACACUGUUGUGGUGUUUGGACCAGGGGAUCAAGUUUGCGUGAGGAACACGUCAAGGUCUAGGUCGUUAAGGUUCUUGUUGAUUGCAGGUGAGCCGAUCGGCGAGCCUGUGGUUCAGAAAGGGCCUUUUGUGAUGAACUCGCAGGCUGAGAUUGAUACGGCCUUUGGAGACUAUUGUAAUGCCAAGAAUGGCUUUGAAUUGGCCAAGUCUUGGAGCUCAGACUGGAAAAAGAAUUCGUAUCAGUAA